UUUGGAUCUAAACCGACCCCAUUAAAUUUGUCAAACUACAAUUGGAAAGAGUUAUUCAAACUAAGAAGCUCUAAUCAAGUACAGUUAUAUACAUGGGGAUCGUCGCAAUUGGGAAGGCUAGGUUACUUGUUAAGUGAGGCGCCGUCUGAAAAUAUAACUAACUCUGGCAUUCUGAAAAAUGUACAUACUCCAACGAAUUUGGUGACAUUCAAUGGAAUUAUAGUUAGUGAUAUUAGCGCAGGAGGGUUUAGCUUUCAAAUACUCACUAAUGAGGGAGACUUAUAUUUUACGGGUGUUGACUGGAAAAAAGGGGAGAGGUCUACUCUGACUCCGGGCCCUUUUAAAGCUUUUGAUUAUAAGCCUACAGCUGCAUCAAUCCCUCACGUUGAGAGUCUUGGAUCUAGAAGAUCAUUGAAUGGUAUGUUGAUGCCCUUUAUGGGAAGAAGAUAUGAUAGAAAUAUUGAAGUACCUACAUCAAAUCCAUCUUCUGACAGACAAAGUAAUUCAAAUUUAACUAAACCACCUGAGCAAUUAGAUUUAAGCCUUCCAAGCCAGACUGGAUCUACAGUCAAGCAUCAAAAAAAAGUAAAAGAAACAAACCUUGUCACGAAGCUAUUAUUGCCUGAUAACCCUGAAUUUCCUGACAGAUAUAUCAUUUCGAUAUCAAGUGGAAGAGAGCAUAUUAUUGCUAUCGAUAACUAUCAAAAUAUUAUUUCUUGGGAUACUGGAAAUACUAGUAAUGUUGGAGUUCAUAUAAAUUUUGAAGGAUUAAAAUAUAACUCAAUAAAUAAAAUUUCUGCUGGUUGGAACUUGCUGGCGUGUUAUAUCAAUCACAUUGGUAUAGUUGUUUGGUAUUCUAGGUCUUCUGUUACUAAAGAGUCGUUUGAGGAUAAUACCAUGUGUUCAAACGCAAACUAUCUAAUUAUCCCCAAUACUGGUAACUGUAAAAUUGAUGAUUUUCAUGCAGGCUGUGAUUUUAUAUUGUACAUAAAGGAUGGACUGUUAAUGAGAUUCAAUUUACAUACGUACGGAUAUGCUUCGGGGUCUACUGAUAUAAAUUUGGUGGAAGAUCCGUUUCCAGUAUUGGGAUUUGACCAAUGGUUGAACAAUUAUAAUAUAGACAAUAAUGGUAAAGCAUCCUUCACGAAAAUAACCGGUUGCUACAAUAACUUUUCGGUUUUUACCAAUGACGGAAUGGUAUUAUUGGGAAAAAAAGUCUCAACUGAAGAGGAAUCGGAAGAACCCCCAAUUAUUAUACCUCAGUUACAAAAAAAUCAUAUAAUACAUGUGGUAAUGGGAGACUACCACUACAUGGCCUUAACAGAUGAAGGUGAUUUAUACAGCUGGGGUACUGAGUCAAGCAGAUGUGGUUGCUUAGGUUUAGGUGCAAAAGAUCAAUUUAUCAGUCAAAACUCAAGUAAUAGCGUAGUCACAGAUUUAGGUCCCGGAAAAGGCAUGUUAGUUCAUAAUCCAUCGUUGGUCAAAUCACCAUCAGCGAAUGGAAAAUGGCUAGCUAUCACUGCAUCUGGCUGGAAUUCAGGAGGUAUAUUUAUCCCGAAGUAG
Molecule: messenger RNA, 1563 nt
Organism: Debaryomyces fabryi
Lineage: Eukaryota; Fungi; Ascomycota; Pichiomycetes; Serinales; Debaryomycetaceae
Product: SCF ubiquitin ligase complex subunit
Exons: 1
Cellular component (GO): cytoplasm
Molecular function (GO): guanyl-nucleotide exchange factor activity
Source: RefSeq, a predicted model, not a curated record